Drechmeria coniospora is the source of this 777-nucleotide messenger RNA. RefSeq lists its product as uncharacterized. The coding region runs from base 1 to 777 and encodes 258 amino acids. NCBI's taxonomy places the organism in Eukaryota, Fungi, Ascomycota, Sordariomycetes, Hypocreales, Ophiocordycipitaceae. The transcript has a single exon. The record is from RefSeq and is a predicted model, not a curated record.
AUGUACCCCCCCGGGUCGCCGCGAGGGCAGGUGCUCACCGUACCGGGUAAUCCGUACUGCGCUGGCGAGGAAGGAAGAAUGGGCGGCGCCUCGGUCGACGCGGCGGCCGCCCCCACGGCUGCGCUGGAAAGGAGCGCCCCCCCCUCCUUCCCAGGCCGAACGUGGUAUGGCGGGGCCGCCACCCGCGACCGUGAGCACCUGCCUGCACCUCGUCGACGCAGCACGCUCGCAGGGAAGGCGCCGCUGGCACUGCCGGAGCAGGUACAAAUACUCGCCGACCGUGGUUUCGUCACGCUGCCAACACGCACACGUUGCCGUACCGAUGGCAGCACCUGCUCCUCCUUUGAGCACCGCCAACCUCCUCCUCCUCCUCCUCCUCCUCUCACGCAAUCGUGCCCUCGUGCUGCCUCGAGGGAACCGGCCCCCCUGCCGCCGGCCAUUUCCCGCCGGCCAUUGACCAUUCGCCCUCGCCUCCUCUGUCCGCCACCCUUGUGCGUCCUGAGCUUACUCGGCCCCCACGCUCGAGCCGUCGACGACGCCCAAGGCAGCGACGGACGAAAAGGCAGAGAGAGACGACCCUCUUGCCGACGGAAUACAGUGUCCUUGCACGUGGCGGAGAGCAAAACACGCAGCCGACGGCUAUUUCCCCAUUGCCUCGAGACGAAGCGGCAAGCCGUUGUGCACGGUAGCGACGGCACACGCAGCGACGGUACACGCAUCAACGAGAACAGACAGACGCAUCGACGGACGGAAAGGCAGAUACGAAAUUGCCAGUAA